UUCGAAUCGUCUGGCAACCUGACGAAGACCAAUCAAAUCGUUGUUCGUUAGUAAAGGCGCGCUUGGUUCUUUUCAUACCUCGUUCGGAAUAUUCAUUCAAUAUAAAGAUGGCUGGCGGUAAAGCAGGCAAAGAUUCGGGUAAAUCCAAAGCUAAAGCCAUAUCCAGAUCGGCAAGGGCAGGAUUGCAGUUCCCUGUAGGUCGUAUUCAUCGACACCUAAAAAGUAGAACUACCAGUCACGGAAGAGUAGGAGCAACAGCAGCUGUAUAUAGUGCUGCUAUUUUGGAGUAUUUAACUGCUGAGGUUUUGGAAUUAGCAGGAAAUGCCAGUAAAGAUUUAAAAGUCAAACGUAUAACACCACGACAUUUACAGCUCGCAAUUCGAGGAGACGAAGAAUUGGAUUCGCUCAUUAAAGCCACCAUUGCCGGUGGAGGUGUUAUCCCUCACAUUCACAAAUCUCUUAUUGGAAAGAAAGGCUCACAGAAAACACCAUAAAUGAUUUUUUAAGUCAUUCCUUGUUUUAUUUUACAAAACAUAACCAUUAUAUAUCUAUUACAUAUUCAUUUAGCAGUAUUAAAGACAUUUGUUCAUAACAUCUCUGUAUUUGAAAUAGAAAUUUCUAAACCGAUCACUGCCUGCACACAUACACAGAGAAAAACUACUUGAUUAACUUUAUUGUGUUUUUUUUGCUUCUGAAAGUAUAAUUGUGACAGGUUCGUUUCUGUACAGAAAAAACUAUUUUAUAACACUUUUAUUCCAUUCAUUAAAUUUAGAUGUUUUGCUAGUAGACUUUGCAAUGUAAAUAAAUAAAAAAAAUUUUUUAUAUUCGUAUCUUAAAA
This is a messenger RNA of Centruroides sculpturatus (bark scorpion), 838 nucleotides long. RefSeq names its product histone H2A.V. Gene Ontology annotation, cellular component: nucleosome. The coding region runs from base 108 to 494 and encodes 128 amino acids. The transcript is spliced from 5 exons. Gene Ontology annotation, molecular function: DNA binding; protein heterodimerization activity; structural constituent of chromatin. Lineage: Eukaryota; Metazoa; Arthropoda; Arachnida; Scorpiones; Buthidae. The record is from RefSeq and is a predicted model, not a curated record.